AUGACUUUCCUCCGCGUGGUGUCCGGCUUCUCCCUGAGAGAACGGGCGAGAAGUUCGGCGCGGAGUCGAGAGGAGCCCGACGAGGCGGGCGGGGCCUCUGGUCCGGACGCAUCCCCGCUGAGGCGUUCCGGCCGAGACCCCCGGAACAACCCAGGACACGCCGGAGGGACUACGCCGGACGGAGUGGCUGAGGAGAGGGAAGUCCCGGGGGUCCCCGCUGAGCUACUCCCCCCCGACAAGCGCCGGAACGUGAUUGACACGAGACAUCAGACGACCCCACCCCCCACCCGAGGGUCAGCCGGCCUCCCAUUGGCCGCCGGCCUGAUCCCGCGCACCAUAAAUGGUCCCGGUCGGCGACGGUGCAUCUUUGCCACGUUCACCAUGCUGGCGGGGGCGGGCGGCGUUCCUCGGCCCGCGUCGGAAGCGACGCAGGACAAGUCCAAAGUCAAGUUGCCGUCUGCCGCCUUUCCCGACAAGUCCCGCCUUCACGCUUCUGGCUUCCGGUCCAAAGGCUUCGCCAUCACGGACCUCCUGGGCCUCGAGUCCACGUCGGCGGCGUCCGGAGGGAGCGAGCCUCAGGGAGGCGGCGGGGGUCCGGCCCAGACUCUAGGGGGUGCCUUCUCCUUUCCGGGCGCUUCCCUUCCCCUGGGUCUGGGCUUCCUGUGCAGCCUGGCGGCCCAGCAGCCCCCCGGGUCGGCCGGAGGACCCCCCUGCUUCCUGCCGGGUCACCUGCCCCUCCUGCAGAGACCCGACGCCCGCUUCCUGCACGGGGCCGACCCCCACGCCGACGCCUUCUCCGAUGAGGAGGUUCUGUCCGACCACAACGAGUCCAAAAGUUGCUCGUCGUCGCAGAAGAGGAAGAAGCGGCGCCACAGGACCGUGUUCACGUCGCACCAGCUGGAGGAACUGGAGAAAGCCUUCCACGAGGCGCACUACCCCGACGUCUACGCCCGAGAGAUGCUCGCCGUCAAGACGGAGCUGCCCGAGGACCGCAUCCAGGUGUGGUUCCAGAACCGCCGCGCCAAGUGGCGCAAGCGCGAGAAGUGCUGGGGCCGCAGCAGCGUGAUGGCCGAGUACGGCCUGUACGGGGCCAUGGUCCGCCACUCCAUCCCGCUCCCGGAGUCCAUCCUCAACUCGGCCAAGAACGGCAUGAUGGGAUCUUGCGCCCCCUGGCUGCUCGGAAUGCACAAAAAGUCUUUGGAGAUGUCCAAAAAGGCCGUCACGUGCUGCGCGGACCGUUCGGACUCAAAGCGCUCAUCGGAGGCGGGCCAGGACAACGCGGCGGCGGCGGCGGAGGAGGGGGACGACGAGGAAGAGGAAGAGGAAGAGGAGGAGGAGGAGGAGGAGGAGGAGGAGGAGGAGGAGGCCAUGGAUUUGUCCAGCUCCUCCAAACAGCAACAGGACGACGUCGGCGCCGAGCAUCCGAUCGCGGUGACCGACGUUCUUCCGUCCCCGCGCGACAACCGAGGGGAAUCCCGCGAACGCGUCCUGUCGCCAUGAUGACAAACGCCCGGAGGGACCGGUUGCCCCCGCCGAACGUCAGCCUUCUUGGAGCUCCACCUCCACGACAGCGCCUCGUCAGCAAAGACCACAUUUGCACGCGUGCUAAAGAGUUAGCUGCUAGCUGUGCGGAUAAACGCUAGCUGCCGCUCGCUAAAUCCUAAUCGGGGAGGGAACGGAUGUGACGGCGCCGUCAUUUUUUGUUACUUGCAGUGCGUCAAGAAAGAUUUAUCCAUCCAUUUUUCGUAGCGCUUCUCCUCACGCGGGUCGCCUGUGCCCGCUAUCUUCGGGCGAGAGGCGGGGCACGCCCUGAACCGGACGCCACGCGUGUUUUUGGGAUGUGGGAGGAAAGCGGCGGACCCGGAGAAAAGCCACGCGGGCACACGGGGAGCGCACGCAAAACUCCGCACCGGCCGGUCCUCACAACUGUCAGCCAGAUGUGCUAACUGUGCCGCAACGUGACUGUAAAUAACGAAUUACGACCUUUCGUCAAGACCACGUUUGUGUUUCCUGUUAACGACGGGCCGCUUGGUCUUUGAUUUGAUGUUUCGUCUUUUGAAAUUGAACAGUGACGUUUUUAUGGAAGCUGCACAAGAAAUAAAACCUAUUUUUGCUUUGUGAAAUCUCAUCAUUCAUAUCAGUAAUUGUUUGAUGCAAUCGCUAAAAGAUAUUGUUCAGUGACGGCGCUCGUGGAGCGACCG
This is a messenger RNA of Syngnathoides biaculeatus (alligator pipefish), 2201 nucleotides long. RefSeq names its product visual system homeobox 1 homolog, chx10-like (gene vsx1). The coding region runs from base 1 to 1500 and encodes 499 amino acids. Gene Ontology annotation, biological process: regulation of DNA-templated transcription. Gene Ontology annotation, cellular component: nucleus. The record is from RefSeq and is a predicted model, not a curated record. The transcript has 6 exons. Gene Ontology annotation, molecular function: DNA-binding transcription factor activity, RNA polymerase II-specific; transcription cis-regulatory region binding. Lineage: Eukaryota; Metazoa; Chordata; Actinopteri; Syngnathiformes; Syngnathidae.